AAAAAAGUAAAAACGCUAACGUGUGAGAGUGCAAGAGAUCGUGUGGGCUUGUGUAUUAAAACGACUUCCCGUUUGGUGCAGUGUUGACUCUUCCUUCAAUUCUCUUCAUUCCCUGCGAAAUUUCUAGGUUUUCCCGUUCAUCUUCCCUCGCUGAAUCCUUCACCAUCGCCGCGUGCUGUGCUCGUCAACGAGCUUCUCCCUCUUCUUCUCACGCCGGAAGGUAUUUCGCUGAUGCAGGUAUAGAUGAUGGAGAAGGGUGUCUCGAGAGAGCAUUUUCGACCCAGGACAUGUUCUGGGAAGAAGAGCGCACCCGAAACUAGCCAGGUGAAAAAAGAGGGUUUGAAGAAUGUUAUUUACAUUGAUGUGGACAAUGAUCAGGUUGAUGAUGUGGUGAUAUUAGAAUCUCCUGAGUUCGUGUCACGAAAGGUGCGUGGUUCGUGUGGGCCGAGUAGAGAAAGGACUUUUACGCCCCAGAGUGUUAUCAGCAUUGAUACUGAUGAUGACGACGAUGAUGAUGAUGAUGGUGGAAGUGAUGGUGCGGACCGUCGUGGAAAUGGUGAUGCUGAAGGAGGUGGGGAGUUGGAUAGUGAUGCCACUUCAAGCAAAAGGCAUUCGUCUUCCUCGAGCUCUGAGCAAAAUUCGUUACACAACGAUGUUGAUGAUAGUCGGAAUGCCUAUAAAAAAGAGUCUGUAUCUAACAUGGAUAGAAGGAAGAAAUCGUUCUUCGGUGAGGAUGCUGGUGGAAGUCGUUAUGGUUUAUAUGGGUCUGAAUCUGAGUCAUCUGAUAGUGAUUGUUCUGAUUGCGAGUUCAUGGACCGUGACGAGUGGGAAAAGUGGGAAAAGGUUUCAGCCAAGAGAAAGCGCGGGGUAUCCAAUAAUCAAACGUGUCAGGAAGAGCAUGCCGGGCCUUCCAGAUGUCACAAUAAUGUUUACAUUGAUAUUGAUGAGGAAAAUACUUAUGAACAGCAUGCUGAAGUCCCUGUAUAUCCUGGUCCCAGCAAUGGUAAAUAUGUCAAGGAGAGUCAACCUUCCUUCUCUGCUAGAGACGAUAGUCAAGUGCCUCGCUGCCCCAAGGAAAAAAAUUGUAAUUUCUGUAACAGUGUUGCUGGUCCUUCAAAGUUCAAGGAGAAUCAACCUUCCUUCUCUUAUAAGGAUGGUAGUCAAGUGAAUGGGAUUUAUUUUAAUGUUGAAACUAAAACUUCUUUCAAGGACUCUGAUCAGAAAGCUGAGCAGAGUUCUAAAUCUCCUAGGUCUGAAUCCGUAAAGGAAAUGCAUUCUUUUCGUCAAAGUUUUGAUGUCAAGAAUCAAUGUUCUGAUAUCAAAAAUGGAGAAAGGACAAGAGAAGAAAAAGUGUCUCCCAGCCCCAAGGGUAAAAACAGUGAUUACUUUAGUGGUGCUUCUGGUGCUUCAAGUUUCAAGAAAGAUUUGAGUGUUGAAGAGUCUAAAUCUAUGGGCUUCAGCCCAAAUGCAUGUGAAAUGCAAGUUGACAACAAUGAAUCUGCAUUGGGGAGUAAAGAUGCCGGUUUCCAGAAAGAUAUGGGUGAUUUAAGUUUCAAGAAAGAUUUGGGUGUUGAAGAGUCUAAAUCUAUGGGCUUCAGCCCAAAUGCUUGUGAAAUGCAAGUCGACAACAAUGAAUCUGCAUUGGAAAGUAAAGAGGCCAGUUUAGCUGAAGUGUAUUCUAUCUGUGCCUCUAUUGAUGAAAGACAUGUUAAUGGUAAUGGGCUUGUGUUACAUGGUCAAGAUGGUGGUCUUACUGCUUCAAAUGAGAGAAAUAUAAUUAAUGAAAAAGAAAAGCUCAAGGAGACUGAUGAAUAUAAACAAGCCGUAGAAGAGGAAUGGGCAUCCAGACAACGACAACUGCAAAUUCAGGCAGAGGAGGCACAAAGAUUACGCAAAAGGAAAAAGGCAGAAAGUCAACGCAUACUGGACAUGCAGAGAAGGCAAAAAGAACGCAUUGAAGAAGUGAGAGAGACACAAAAGAAGGAUGAAGAGUUUUUGAACAUGAAAGAGCAACUGCGGGUUGAAAUACGGAAGAGGCUUAAUCAAUUGGAGAUGCGUUGUUCUGAUAUGACCUCACUCCUCCGUGGCUUAGGAAUACAUGUUGGAGGAAGCUUUCCCAAGGAGCUGCAUGCAGCCUAUAAGCGGGCCUUGUUUAAGUUUCAUCCUGACCGUGCAUCAAAAACGGACAUUCGUGAGCAGGUUGAGGCUGAGGAGAAAUUCAAGCUCAUCUCUCGCUUGAAGGACAAGUAUUUGUUGACUCCAUGUCGCUAAAUUAAAUGCUAACACCUGAAUGGAUAUGGUCGGUGUAAUGGCUAUAUUGACCAGCGAGGGCCUUAGCUUUCUGGUUUGCUGCUAUUUGAGUCUUGCAGUCACGUUCCUCUGGUCGGUAUUCUGUGAUUAACAUUUUUAGUUUGCUUUUGUCUUGAAAUGUUCUAAAACUCUUUAUAGUUAGACGCUACUAGUCUUAGCUAUUUAGUAAGGGCAUUGGAUUCCAUACAAAUUGCGUAACCAAACAUGCACUAAGCACCCAUAUUGGACGCCUUAGUGUGCAACAUUGCAUGGUGUGAACAAAGGAAGAGUGAUGAUAUAUGCCAUUUGAGUAUUGAUAUAGCAAGAUGGCAGAGUUAGAACCUAACUUGUUUGAUGUGCAAUAUCUCAAUGUUGUUGAUGAAGAAAGAUCAGUUUAAGAUUCAAGUUA
Molecule: messenger RNA, 2698 nt
Organism: Lotus japonicus
Lineage: Eukaryota; Viridiplantae; Streptophyta; Magnoliopsida; Fabales; Fabaceae
Exons: 6
Coding region: 244-2271 (675 amino acids)
Source: RefSeq, a predicted model, not a curated record